AGCGAAUAUUAAAAUGCUUAGACACAAGAACAUUUAACUACGCAUGCGCAUUCAUCAGAUGAUAUAAGUUUCAUAUUCGAUUCUUUCGAGUUAAAAGGUCGCUAAGAUUCGGUGUUUUACUAUCAGAUGUGUCACGAAUAAGGAUUUUCAGUUUAGUCGAAUAGAAAAAGAAUCCAUGUCUUGGAUUGUAAACUCUGUCCGUGCUGUCACAAGCACAUGGACUCCGCAAGUAACGUCGGUACGUUUUCGUUAUCAUGCGGAUAAACUAGCAAAAGGCCCCACAAUACGGCGAUAUGGAUACGAGGAUCCUAUUGAUAUGAGGGGUCUUUUACCACGUAUGGACAAUGCUAAGAAACUUCCAAUGCCGAUCUAUCGUCCGACGGAUGCUUGGUCCGAAAAGAGGGCAUUGUUCGGCCAGAAUGAUUACAUCGAUAUAUUGGGCUCGGAAAAACUACAUCCAACAAAAAUUUUAUACAACGUACCUUCGUGGUUGAGAGGUGUCAGUGGUAAUGAAUAUCAGGUUUUACUAAGAAAGAGAAAAAUGUGGGCAAAGGGUAUAUUUCCAAUCGCGAGACCCACCAAGUGGAAAGAAUUAGAAAAAAGAAUACGCUAUCUUCAUAAGUAUUUGAAUCGUAAAACUAAGUCGAAGUAGUUCACUUUUGACAGAAAUUUGAUAAAUAUAUGUAAUUAAAUUCUAAUUCUCAAAUAUAGUCGUUAGAUUUUCUUUUUCAAAUAUUCUAUUGAAUACCUUUUUGGAUAUUUACUAAUCAAUAUAUAUAACACUAUAAACAUGACUAACACUAAGUACUAAUUACUGCUUACAAUAAUUAUGAAAAAUAUAAAAUAAUCAAUUUAUUUAUUG
Molecule: messenger RNA, 862 nt
Organism: Pogonomyrmex barbatus (red harvester ant)
Lineage: Eukaryota; Metazoa; Arthropoda; Insecta; Hymenoptera; Formicidae
Gene: mRpL51
Product: mitochondrial ribosomal protein L51
Biological process (GO): translation
Cellular component (GO): mitochondrial large ribosomal subunit
Molecular function (GO): structural constituent of ribosome
Source: RefSeq, a predicted model, not a curated record